Cuscuta campestris is the source of this 1007-nucleotide messenger RNA. NCBI's taxonomy places the organism in Eukaryota, Viridiplantae, Streptophyta, Magnoliopsida, Solanales, Convolvulaceae. The record is from the annotation of a GenBank genome assembly.
CACAAAUAAAGCCCCGGGACGUCGUACCCCUAGCGUUACCCGCAUUUCAAUUGCUCUCAUUCUUAUUUCUUACCCGGUUGGCAGGAAAUUUCUGAGAGCCCGUCCGUUCGCUUAUCCAAAAUGUCACUCGCCCCUCAUCUUCUUCAACUUCCCAUCUCCCAAUUCAAAUCCCUCAAUCUCACCUCCACCUUCCUCCAUGGCGCCUCCUCCCUACCCCAUCAUCUCUCCAACCCAACUUCAUCCUCUCCCUCUCCACGCGCCUCCGCCUUCGCUCCGGCAAUCCGAGCCAUGAGGUCGAUGCAAGGCCGCGUCGUCUGCACCGCCAACGACAAGACCGUCGCCGUCGAGGUCGUCCGCCUGGUGCCGCACCCCAAGUACCAGCGCAGGGUUCGGAAGAAGAAGAGGUUCCAGGCUCACGACCCUCUGAACCAGUUCAAAGUCGGUGACCUUGUUCAACUCGAGAAGAGCCGGCCGAUUAGCAAGACCAAGGCGUUCGUAGCCAUAGCUUCCCCUCCACGGAAUCAGUCCAAACGCAAGGAGGAAGGCGAGUCCCAGGAGCUUGGGCUUCCAUUAGAAUCCGAGGAGAUAUUGGCCUAGACCUCUGGCCUUUGCUGGAAUCCAAUGCUUGUACUAUAUACUCUUUCGAAUAAAAAAUACUGUAGAUGUUAAGUUCAAGGGAUGGAGAAUUGGGCCAAGCUUUAAUGGAAUUGAAGAUUUAAAUUCCAAGUGAAGUUAAGAUCCAAUUGUUAUAUCCCAUCUUAAUUCCCAACCCAACCCAAGAUAAAACCUUAAAAAAAUAAAGAAGAACGAUAUAAAAGGGAGGAGGAGAUGAUCGCAGGAGAGAAAAAAUGGGAAAAAAGAGGCGAAGGAACAGAGAGCAGCGGCAGUGGCAGCGACGACCUUGUGCGGCGUCGACGGCUCCUCAGCUACUCCAACUUCUCCUUUUCUUCCAAUUUCAGAGUUUAAUCCUUCUUCUCUUCUCUUUAAUAUGUCAAACUUUAAUUUUU